Molecule: messenger RNA, 313 nt
Organism: Drosophila suzukii
Lineage: Eukaryota; Metazoa; Arthropoda; Insecta; Diptera; Drosophilidae
Product: bomanin Short 3
Biological process (GO): defense response
Source: RefSeq, a predicted model, not a curated record
AUUGGAAAAGUAUAAAAGCACGGACGGACGUUCUGUAGAGUCAUCAGUUGAAUUGGCCUUUGGUUGUAGCUACUUCAAAGAUGAAAUUCCUUUCGGCUGCCUUCCUUCUCGGCCUUUUGGCUCUGACCAACGCCACCCCUCUGAACCCGGGUAAUGUCAUUAUCAAUGGAGAUUGUCGUGUCUGCAAUGUGCAUGGCGGAAAAUGAGACGGAAAUCCAUUACCGGAACGCUCUUCGGCUGCUAAGAUGGACAUAUAAAAAGAUCAAUAAAUAAUUUCUUAUCAAUUUUUGAUUGGACUUCUAGAAAUACUGAA